Messenger RNA from Brassica napus (rape), 3907 nucleotides. RefSeq lists its product as uncharacterized. NCBI's taxonomy places the organism in Eukaryota, Viridiplantae, Streptophyta, Magnoliopsida, Brassicales, Brassicaceae. The transcript has 5 exons. The record is from RefSeq and is a predicted model, not a curated record. The coding region runs from base 1326 to 3356 and encodes 676 amino acids.
UCAAAAACUCUCAAUUAAGAUUCAAUCAACGAAAGGGUCUUCGAGCUAGGCGAAGAGGAGAAAACCCAAAACAGAUUCUGCUCCUCUUCUCUUCUUCCUUUUUCUUCCGCAAGAAAGAGCAAUUUCAGGCAAUUUAAUACUUUUGAAUGUUUUUUAAGCUUAAUUUUGAUUUUAAUUUUUUUUGUUAGAUGAAUGGAAGUUGGUUGUUCAGAAAAAAAAGAGGCUCCCCACUACUCUAGUUAUUUGAAUCUUGCUUCGUGUUAUAAUUUAAAAGUUCAUAGAAACAAAUUAAUGCUUGAUGAGUAUAAGUUAAAUCUUUCGGAUUUUGUAAUUCUUCAGUUCGUAACAACCUUUAAUCUAAAGAAUACAAUAUGCUCACAUAAGAAUAUAAUUUUAUAAUAGUGAUUUUAAAAUCUAUGAUUGUGGACAAUGCCUGUCCAAGCAUUUCCAAAUAUCCCAAUAAUGACCCUAAGCUAAAAUAAACAAAAUAUAAGUAUAUAAAAGAAAGAGAAAAUUACUCAGAUUAACUCUAAUCUUUUAGUUAAUUACUAGUUUAUCUCUAUGUAAUCAACAAAUCUGAAUAUAGGUAUAUAAAGACCAAAUAACCCCAAUAAUUCUUCUUUACUACAAUAUUGCCAUUAUCAAUUUAAUUCAUUAACAAAUUUAAAAACUAAAGAAAAAAAAAGGUUUUCCUUUCGUCGUCGUACGUCGACAGAAGCAAAAAUAAACAUUCACAAUAACAAAACCUAGGGUUCGCCUAAGGAGUUGUCGCUAGCGGUUUGAUUUUCUUCCUCUGAUAGUAGCAUCGACAUUGUGAGGGCUUUGAUUUCUCUGGCGAGUGUUUGCAAUCCUUCCUCCGACAAAGCUCGAUUUGGCGUCUUGUUAUCUCCGCUCUUGAACUCUCCGGUGAGAAUCACCAUUGUUUCACCUGUCAUCCUUUUCGUCUCCUCUACUGAAAAUCCAAACUGAUUUAUGGUUCCAAAUAACUUUAGCAAGAAGACUUGAAAUCAGAUUAAGGAUAGUUAUCCCUUCGUUAAGGUAAACACACGCUUUUGUUCACCAAUCGGUAGUACUUUUAAAUUAUGCUAUGAGUUUUAGAGAGUGGUUAGUUUUAGUGUUGAUCUUACAUGUUUUCUAUGACCCCAAACAAGAUAAAGAAUCUUAGAUGUCUUCACUGGUUUGACAGAUAAUCUAUUGUAGUACUGGGUAUAGAGCCUUGGCCAAGAGGUUGAUUGAGUGAAAAUCCUCAUUCUCUUGAUUACAACAAAUACUCGCUUUUGUACUAGCAUUCAUGGUAACAAUUUUUUUUGUUUUCAUUGUUAGAUAUGGCUUCUUCUAGCACUAAGAGAAACUAUCCGCGUCUACUCUGCAGUAAAGGAAAAGCUCCUAGUCAGCAAAGGAGUAUGAGCUAUUAUAGCUAUUUGUCCAAUUUUCAAAUGGUAAGAGAGGGUGUGGGAUUUGAUGCAUGGGAGGCUGUAAAGAAGUCUGCAAUUGGCGUUUUUCCUAUGUUUUAUGAGCUCAAAUUCACAUGGUGUGCGAAGCUUGUCCAUUACCUUUUAACGAAUCAGCUUCAAGUGAAGAAGAAUUAUGAGAUAUGGUCGUUGAUUGAUUGGCAGCCAAUUCGUCUCUCUUUGGUUGAAUUUGGUGAGAUAACGGGAAUGAAUUGUGAACCGUUCCAAAAAAGGGAAAUUUGUGAUGUUGAUCAUACAGACUUCUGGAAAGAAAUGGGGGUUUCUACAGUUGUUGGUCCUAACUUGGUUCAGCUUCAGUCGGUAUUGGAAAGAUGCAAGUAUUGGAGUCUCGAGAAGAGGACAAUGGUUGGAUUGUUAUGUGUUCUUCAUCUUGGUGUCUAUGGAAUUGCUCCCUCAAGUCAUAUUCCGUUGGAGUGUGCGAAGAGAGUCCUUGAUUAUGAAGCUUUCCAAAGAUACCCGUGGGGUCGCGUAGCGUGUCAGAGUUUGAUAUACUCUGUUAAGUGUGCUGAUUACAGCACAAAGGAAUCAUAUACAAUGGCAGGGUUUAUUUUCAUCUUACAAAUAUGGGCAUAUGAGUCAGUUAUGGGCUUACGAGAGCUUUACGGAAACAGAAUUGGUGGUGCAGAAGUGCCUCUUCUUUCAUGGAGUGGAUCCCGCAAGAGAUUCAAGUUCGAGGAGUUUGUUAGACAGGAGAAAGAGCACCAUGAAGAUAAGGUGCGUGUGAGACAUUUUACUACAGAACCAAAUGGACAGUAUACGCCUAAGUGGGAUGAUGAAGUUGAUGAUGGUGAUGUGAUAAACUUGGUUCUGGAUAUACGUAAUGAUUGUAUAAAUAGAGGAUUUUGGGAUGUCACAGAAGAAUCUCCAGCUACUACAAGGCUGAAGCGUCCUAAAUCUGUUCCCGAGACUGAUGGUCAGAGUUCUAAAAAGAAAAAAGGUGAUGAUACAAAAACUGUUGGGAUUGAAGAAAACACUAAUAGUCCAAGUAAAGAAGAAAUUCCAGUGAGCCAGCUUUACACUUUGAUGAAGACAUUGACAGGAAAACUGGAUAACAUAGAUACAUCGAUUGAAGCAAAGGUUGGUUCCCUUCUCGCUCCUAUAACUGAGAAGCUAGCAACAAUGGAGAAGGAACUUCAAAAGAUGAAACAAAAAGAGGCAGCUGAUGAGAGGAAAGAAGAUGCAAAUUCCAACGCUAACAAUAAUGAAAAUGCUGAAGUAAAUAGCAAAGAAAUGUCUUGGAUGGUGGAGAUGAAUUCCACAUCGCAGGAUGGUUUACCUUCUCAACGUGUUGUCAAAAAAGCAAAGAAGGCAAGCAAAAAAUGUGAAGAUAUGGGACUUGACAAGAAAAAGGUUUUUGAUAAGAAGGUUUUGAAAACCAAAAUUCAAGUGCCACAUUUACUUGAUAACGCCUCAGGGGAUGAAACAUGGUCUGAUCCAGUGCAGCGUGAAAAGGUUACAGAUAUUGGUGAUCAUUUAGAUGCCUUAGCAGCCAUGGCUAAAAAGCUAAAUAAGCCUACAUCUCCCACACCUUCGUCACCUCCGCAGAAGCGCCAAACUAAGCUGGCAUCAUCUCAGCUUUUUCCUUUCGUAGGAAACUCUACCGUGAAGCGCAUCAUCACAGGUGUGACACCGUCCGUCUCAGCAUAUGAUCCGUUUGCUGAUGUUGACGCUGAUAAAAUGAGGAAUUUACUGCACUUUUUACUGGAUGAUGAGAAGAACUCGGACAGGACAUCUACCCAUAGUACAGAGUUCUAUAAGGUGAUAAUAACCCCAAGAAAUAAGUGGCGUACAUAUAACUAUGGCUGGUUGAAUAACAUGGUAAUCCUUUUAUUCUUCUUAAAUGUUUUAGUCUUAAAUUCUCUAAGUGUUAUACAUUUGUCCUAACAAGUUCUUUUUAAUUUUUUUUUCACCAUAUGUGGUCUGCGAUGCAUAUGUUCUAUAAGAGAUCACUUUGUGAUCCUUCACCAUACCAUUCUCAGCGCAUUGCUUUUUUGGAUCAGUGGGUUGUCACCAAAAUUGUCAGUGAUUUUAAAGAGUUUAAUACGAAGACUUGGAAACCUACAGAUACAUAUAAGGGUAUCUUCAACGGCACGUAUCCAUCUGACCGAGUCACAAACUAGAAGUGGCUUCACGAUAUAGAUCAUCUAUAUGCAUGUCAUUUCGUAAAUGGUAAUCACUGGGUUGCAUUGGACAUCGACUUGGGGAAGGAGACCAUUACCGUUUAUGACAGCAUUCUGACCUUAGUAGAUGAUAAAGAAAUCCAGAACUUCUGCCGGCCAUUUGCAAAGAUGAUUCCCUCCAUUCUGAGUACUAUGGUCUCCGCCACUGUUCGGAAGAAAAGUGAAAAACAAUUCACUGUACGAAGAUUGAAAAAAGUUCCACAGAAUGACCCCCCAGGAGACUGUGGUGUUUAUACCAUAAAAUACAUUGAAUGU